CUCCGCCGCUCCAACCUUAGGAUUUGCACGAGAUCGCUUUGGUUGAGAAAGAGCGUUAGUUUGGAUCGUGAUUUGGUCUCCAAGACGAGAGAGUUCCUCCUCCGUGCAGGAGCGUGGCUGCUGCCACACCGGCUCUCACCAUGUCGAACUUUCAGCAGCAGCAGAUGGGCGUGGGUCAAAUGAUGCCUCAGAUGGGACAACAACAGCAGCGACAGCCCCAAAAUACCAACGCCUCUGCUCAGAUACAGCAAAUGAUCUAUGCAACCCUUACCCAACAACCUGGGCCGCUCAGCGGUUGGCAAGCUCAAGUGCUACCUAACGAGCGCAUGGGAUUAAUUUUCAACAUAAUCGGGAACCUUCGUCUUGCUAGUCAACAUCAACCAAAUCCUCCCACACUACAGAGAAUGAUCGAAAUUGGGAUCAGAUUCGAAAAGGACAUCUUUGAAAAGUCUCCAAACAAGGAUCAAUAUAAGCACCAAGUACAGCUGAAGUUGGAGCAAUUAUUGGAGAGGAGGAAUCAAAAUCAGGCGAAUAUGCAGCAGCAGAUCCAGCAACAAGCGCAGCAGCAAGCACAACAGAUGAUGAUGAACCAAAAUCCUAUGCAAGGUCAGGGACCAAGACCUAUGCCUCAGCAGGCAGCUCAGCAAGGGUUUUCACAUUUGCAACAUCAGAUGCAAGCAUCUCCGAUACCUGGUCAACAGCCUCCACAGGCACCGAUGGGCAUUCCAAACCAGGGCUCGCAGAAUAUGGCACAGAAUCAACAGCAGCAAUUUGCAAAUGCCAUGCAGCAAGGGCAGCCGCAGCAAAAUCACCAAGGUCGAGUUCCUAAUGGUGGUCAGCCACAAUUGUCACAGCAGGAUAACGCUCUUGUGAUGGAUCUCACCAACAGGUUGGCGGCUCAGGCUUCUGAGGAAGAGAAGGCCAAUCUGAGGGUAUCACUUCAGCAACGAAUGGAACCACAGCAGUUCGCACGGUAUCAGUCGCAAGGCAUAGAUCCUGUAUUACUGUACUUUCGAAACCAAGCUGUCAAUAGGCUUCGGCAAGAGAAACAGGUGCGUUUAGCACAAGCACAGCAGCAGUUAGCUCUUGGACAACAAUCCCAGAAUGUGCCAGCUUCAGCGCCGCCAAUGCAACAGCAAAGAUCGAUGAAUCCAAGUCCGAUGAAUGGUCAAACUCAACCUCCUACUACCAGUGGAGCAAAUCCAGACUUUACUUCUUUUAUGGGGAAUAUGGGUGAUCUCGCAGCACAACAGCAACAGCAAGGAGUCAUGGCUCAGGCUGAAGGUCAAAUGGUCGUUCCAGUAAGUGGCGCUCCACGAAAUGCAACGCCACAGCCUGGUGUUAUGCCUGGUCAAAACAUGGCGAUGAAUGAACAAAGAGGGCCUCCCAAUCCCAAUCCUGGUGCUCAGCAACGGCAGCAUAUGAUAAACCAACAAAUGCAGCAACAAAGGAUGAAUCAAACUCAGCAACAACAGCAACAGCAGUCACAGAAUCAGGCUCGGUUGCAAGCACAUGUCAAGGCGCAACAAAUGGCUCUCCAAGGACAACCGGGAGGCAUGGGACCUGGCCCAGUCCCUCCGCAACCAAGCCCCGCUAUGCCUACGCUGAACGCACCGAUAAGAACUCCUUCUCAGCAACCGAUGAAUCAACCAGAAACCCCACAGGUAAACGUCAGUGCGCAGUUUGGACAACCAUUGGAUCCUCGCUUUAUGCAAGGGAACCAGAGACAACCUGGUUUUGGAAAUGGUCUCAAUUCAGCAGCACUAGCCCAAGCGAUGUUUGCCUCGAUGCCACCGGAAACGCAAAAGAAUCUGUCACAAUUACCGCAAGAAAAGUUGAAUGAAGUAGUGGGCAAGUGGCAUGCACAGCGACAACAAGAAAUUCAGGCGAAUGGACGACAGCAGAUGAACAUGCAGGGUGGUCAAGUCCGACCUGGUCAGCAAAUGGGCCCGGGUGGUCCUUUCAAUCCGCAAAAUCCUGGUGCUCAAUUCAUGGGCGGACCUGGUCAACGACCACAACCAGGAAUGGGUGCGAAUAUGAGUGCCCAACAACAAAUGAUUCUCCAGCAGCAGAUGGCAGCCUUGCGCCCCACUCCAUUGCAGCAGCAGCAGCAGCAGCAACAGCAGCAGCAACGCAACAUGCAGCAGAACCUCAACAUUGAGCAACGGAUGGCUUUGCAGAUGGACGGGGUUGAUGUUCCACAGGUAUAUCAAAGUCAUCCAACUAUGCCACAAGGAUUUCCACCCGAAUUGAAAAAGUGGGGUCAGUUGAAGCAGUGGGCAGCGUCGAAUCCUAAUCUUGGCCCGGCUGGUCUUGAAAGUAUCAAAACUCUGCAGAAACAUCAUUAUUCAAACAUUGUCCGCAGCAGAUCACAACAGAAUGGCCAGCCUGGAAUGAUGCAACCUGGACUUCAGGGACCGCAGGGAAUGCCUGGAGCAGCACCUGGUAUGGCAGCUCCUGUGGCUCCCAUGGGCCAAAAUCCAGUACAAAUGAAUAAUCCAAUGUCUAUUGGUACUGGCGCUCCGAUUCGACAGCCAACCCAGCAAGAAAUACAAGCUAUCAGAAACCAUCCAAGCGGAAAAAUGGCUACGGCAAGUGAUGAUCAGAUCCGUACAAUAUUCUUACGCAAUCAUCAACAGCAGCAGCAGCAGCAAGGACAAAUGACCCCGCAGCAACUACAACAACAACGACAAGUUAUGGCGGCGCAGAUGACCAGAAUGCAAGCACAACAAGGGGGUGGGCAGCAGCCACACCAACCCGGUCUGACGAACGGUCCAGCUGCGGUACCUCAACAGAAACCAAACCAGACGCCGCAACAAAAGCCUCAACCUGCUCCUGAGCCGACAUCAACACCGAAUAAUGCCAACCCUGCCCGUGCAGCUCGGCAACAACCCGGUGACCACAACGCUGCCCAAAACUCAUCACCAGCGCAACCCGCUAAGAAUCUGAAGCGUGCUAGCAGUGGUGAUGAUGUGGUUGAAGUGCCAAAUCCUAAUACACAACGACCUCAGACAGCUGCGCAAAACACUCAGGAGGCCAAUCAGCCCAACCAACACGGGCCUCCAAAAUUGACUCCUCAGCAGAUUGAAAAAUUGAAUCCAGAACAGCGCAAGGCAUAUCAGUUAUUCUUGCAGAAGCAGCAAGCGAGCCAAACGAAUUCGCGGAUGCAGGUUAACCCUGUUGACCUCGAGAAGCUGAAAGCAAUAGAAAAGGAAGAGCAAGAGAGGGCGUCUGCACCUCUGCCAGAUCUACCUUUGGAUGAGGAGUACAAAACCAAAAUCCGGAGUCAAGUCCGGUCUAUCAUCAGCUCAAUGCAGAACGUUAAUAAGGCUAUGCCAAGGUGGUAUCAGAUCACACAUAACGAAGAGAGAGCUAGACAAUUUUUCCGUGCACGAUUUCGGUUAGCGAAACAAUUUCAUGACGGUGAGACGAUGCAGCAGCUCAAGGAUAACUUUUCCAUCUCGCCCCAAGAAGUUGAACACAUCAAACUACUUCUGAAUGCUAUCAUACAAGAUUUGAGUACCAAGUUUCCAAACAUGAAGACCAAGCCUCAAGGAGCUUCCACUACACAAGCAGGCACACAACCUCAACCCCAAGCUGCUCAAGCCCCCACGCCUUUGAACGCUGCCAAUCUGCAACAGCAGCAACAACAGCUGAAGAUGCACCAAAGGUCGAACAGCCGUAGUUCUCACACGCCAGCAGCUCCAACGUCCGAACAACCACCAAAUCUCUUUGGUGGUGCAAGGUCACCUCAUGGAGCUCCCUCGUACUUGAAUAACAACACCCUUACUCAGGAGAAGAUGCAUAUUCCUGCACGUAAGAAGCAAAAGCAGAACAGCACCCCUGUUCCCGGCCAAGGAACUCCCGGCUCAACCGCCUCGCCGCAGGUACCGAAAGCAGUGUCUCCAGAACUAAAGAGACAGCAGGCGGAGGCAAAGUCUCAGACAAAGAUGUUCACGUGCACCGAUUCUGAAUGCGAUGGGCGCAAUAUCACCUUUGACAACCAAGAGGCCUUAGACGCCCAUAGAUCCGAGGAGCACGUCAUAGCUGAUCCGCUAAAGUUUGUUCAAGAUACCCUUGCUUCUGGUACAGGAUUAGAUGCUCAAGGACAGCCAAAGAAAGCUUCUGGCCAGGAAGCUAGCUAUGCGCCAACUACUGCACCCACUAGCGUAAAGAUGAUGAAAGCCGGUUCAAAGCAAGCUCACACACCAACGGUCAAGGGUGAAAAUACUUCUGCCGCUACCACACCCAUGAACCGACAGGUAUCGAUGCACCGCCAGGGUAGUGCUGCUGGUGGUAAACCAAAUGUGCAAUCCAAUACCACCUCUGCCAAAGAUGCAAGCUCGAAGUCCCAUCCUGUAUCGAAGGAACAGCCGAAGACAGAGCCCCAGCCAUCAGCUCCUGUUGAUCCUUGGGCCAAUGCCACCAUUGAUCCAACGGAGCUCUACCAAACUUUCCAGCCUUACGAGACCGGUGCUGGUGGCGCUAUCUCCGACAUGAAUGUGUAUCGCUCUAUAACACCGAAUGAUACUCCCGAGUCAAGCAAGGAUGGUGUCUCCGAACCCAAUAGCGAUAUCUCCGAAGGUGUAGGCCUCGACAUUAAUCUGGACUUGGACUUAUUCGAUCCAAAAUGGGUACCUUUCGGCCCUAACGACGCUGAUACACUCUUUGAUAUGGACAGCUACAAUUUCAAUGGCGGUAUGGACGAUCUAGUCAUGUUCGAUGACGACCAAAAGGCGGGCAACUUUGGGUUGUGGGAUGAGGUGGAUCCUUCAGCACUUGACAAGCCGUUUUCUUUCGACCCUUCUUUUCAUUCUAUGAAUACCGAAUAAGCGCGUUUCCUGUUUAGGUUUCUGUCUAGAUCUCGGAGAUUCUAUUUCUAUUUUUUGUCUUUAUCGAGGCGUCAGUUAGUCCGGGUUUGGAAACCAUGGACAGGAAGGGAAUGGGAAUGGAAAUGGAAUGGAGGACCGAAAGAGAUAUACCAUUUGAGAAUUGGAAAAGCAUGCCUGGCGUUCCGGAGGAAUUAUUGCUCACUGUCC
Mollisia scopiformis is the source of this 5039-nucleotide messenger RNA. RefSeq lists its product as uncharacterized. The transcript has 4 exons. The record is from RefSeq and is a predicted model, not a curated record. Gene Ontology annotation, molecular function: transcription coregulator activity. NCBI's taxonomy places the organism in Eukaryota, Fungi, Ascomycota, Leotiomycetes, Helotiales, Mollisiaceae. Gene Ontology annotation, biological process: regulation of transcription by RNA polymerase II. Gene Ontology annotation, cellular component: mediator complex. The coding region runs from base 141 to 4832 and encodes 1563 amino acids.